GAGGGUGUGGAAUCUAACGUCUUAAGAUUUCGAAUGAGAUUUCGAAUGGAGACAAUGGAGACACAUGAAUAUUUACAGAAUUAUGUCGUUGAAAGUGCGGAAGCAACUGAAACUGAUGAACAAGGUCUUUUUACUUGUUACGUUCCUCAUCAAGUACAACAAAUCCGACUCAAGCGGUCAAGAACAAAAUUCCAAGUAAUUGGUAAACGUGAUGAAAUUAUCGAUUGGUUAGAAAAGCACCGCAAUGUUGUAUGCGAAUACAUACAUCAUGAUGAAAGUCAAGAAUUUAAAUUCGAUUCUCAAAAACGAGGAAGCACAAGAUCCAAAAGGUCUACUAAGUCUACUGCAGAACGUGCAAUCCUCUUAUUUGAGCUUUAUUAUGAUCAAGAAAAUGAAAAAGAAUCAUCUCAUAAUACUAUGAUUAAAAAGAUUCUCCCCUUCAGUGGAAAAAAACGAAUGGUAAUGGAAAUUAGACCGUACGUUCGUGGAGAGGAGUAUGAAUAUCAUAAGAAUUUAAUCCGAAGAAAUGUUGGUGUGAGUGGUGUAGCAUUACGACAGAUUUUGGACGUGUGGACGAGUAAUCCUUGUUCACGUCGCCAACGAAGUCAUAGGGUGGGGUGUGAUUAUGAAUAA
Molecule: messenger RNA, 633 nt
Organism: Racocetra persica
Lineage: Eukaryota; Fungi; Glomeromycota; Glomeromycetes; Diversisporales; Gigasporaceae
Source: the annotation of a GenBank genome assembly